Naegleria gruberi is the source of this 384-nucleotide messenger RNA. RefSeq lists its product as uncharacterized. Gene Ontology annotation, cellular component: cytoplasm. Lineage: Eukaryota; Heterolobosea; Eutetramitea; Acrasida; Naegleriidae. Gene Ontology annotation, biological process: tetrahydrobiopterin biosynthetic process; tetrahydrofolate biosynthetic process. The transcript has a single exon. The record is from RefSeq and is a predicted model, not a curated record. Bases 1 to 384 code for a protein of 127 amino acids. Gene Ontology annotation, molecular function: GTP binding; zinc ion binding; GTP cyclohydrolase I activity.
AUGGUAGUUAUUAGAGAUAUUGAAACAUAUAGUUUAUGUGAACAUCAUUUAUUACCAGUUAUAGGAAAAUGUCAUGUUGCAUAUAUUCCAAAUGGUAAAGUUGUUGGACUUUCAAAAAUUCCACGACUUGUCGAUGUCUAUGCUAGAAGAUUACAAAUUCAAGAAGAAUUAACUGAACAAAUAGCUCAAGCAAUUGUUGAGACAAUUCAACCUGAAGGAGUUGGUGUGGUUAUUGAAGCUAGACAUUUAUGUAUGGAAAUGAGAGGUGUUAAAACUACUCAGUCAACUACAAUUACUUCUUCUUUAAAAGGACAAUUUUUAAAAAAGGAAACUAGAAAGGAAUUUUUUGAUAUUAUUAAUAGAAAUGCUUCAAAUAGAUUGUAA